Molecule: messenger RNA, 2472 nt
Organism: Thlaspi arvense
Lineage: Eukaryota; Viridiplantae; Streptophyta; Magnoliopsida; Brassicales; Brassicaceae
Source: the annotation of a GenBank genome assembly
AUGUACGUCGCUAAUUGGCACAGAAUUGAGCUCACCAUCCAAAUCAUCGGUGUUGCAUCACAUGCCUUGUCCCAAAACCUGAAGCUUUUUGUUGUGUUGCCGUUGCUUACCCUCGGCUUAGUGGUGUACUAUGCGCCGAUUGUGGUGUUCUUGGUGUUUGCAAGGUUUAAUGGCAAGUUCGUGCCCAGAGAAUUGGAUGGUGAAUACUUUUGUGAGUGGAAGGAAGAUUCCUGGGUUCCUGCGUAUUAUGCGCUUGCCAUUAUAACUAUGCUCUGGUCUCUUGCUGUAAUGGUGGAAAUGCAAGUAUAUGUCAUAAGUGGAGCUAUUGCUCAGUGGUAUUUCUCCAAUGAAGACUCACUGCCUAAAAAAUGCAUCCGGAGUUCUUUGAGGAACGCAUUUGGGCAGUCCUUUGGUACAAUAUGUCUCUCAGGAAUCCUCAUAUCCGUUGUUCGUGUGGUCCGAGCCAUUGUGGACAACGCAAGAGAAGAGAACCCACAAGGCAUAGUGAACUUGGCUCUCCGUUGCUGCGCAAACGCCUUACUUGGAGCUGUUGACUAUCUCAACAAGUUCACCAUCAACUUUGCUGCAAUAACAGGCGAAGCCUAUUGCACCUCUGCCAAAAUGAGUUACGAACUCUUGAGACGCAAUCUACUCUCAGCCGUUUUUGUCGAAACAGUUUCCACUCGAAUUCUAACCGGAAUUGUCUUUGUCCUCUCAGCCGCUUAUGCAGUCGCGACAUGGGCUGUUCUGAGAGGAGUGAGCAACUUGGGUAUAGAUUCGUACUUGGUGGCUAUUCUCGCGUGGCUCUUACUGAUUGUGAUGUUGGCUUUCUUUGUACAUGUUCUUGACAAUGUGAUCGACACAAUCUAUGUUUGUUACGCCAUUGAUCGAGACAAGGGAGAUGUUUGCAAGCAAGAGGUUCACGAGGCGACUAUGAUAUGCAUCGAUAACUCCGAGUGGAUGCGAAACGGAGAUUACUCUCCGUCUAGGUUACAGGCUCAAACGGAAGCUGUGAAUCUUCUCUGCGGGGCGAAAACCCAGUCGAAUCCAGAGAACACGGUGGGGGUUCUGACGAUGGCAGGGAAAGGGGUUAGGGUUUUGACAACUCCUACUUCUGAUCUUGGCAAGAUUUUGGCGUGUAUGCACGGCCUUGAUGUGGGAGGGGAGAUUAACUUAACAGCGGCGAUCCAGAUUGCUCAGCUAGCUCUCAAGCAUCGGCAAAACAAGAAUCAACGCCAAAGGAUUAUAUUAUCUGAUGUUGGUCUUGUGCUUCUGCUUUUCAGUCCAAUCAAGUAUGAAAAGAAGGCCUUGGAGUUAGUUGGGAAACGGCUCAAAAAGAAUAGUGUCUCUCUUGACAUUGUCAAUUUUGGAGAAGAUGAUGAUGAGGAAAAGCCUCAGAAACUGGAGGCCCUCCUUACAGCCGUUAAUAACAACGACGGCAGCCACAUUGUUCAUGUUCCAUCUGGAGCCAAUGCUCUCUCAGAUGUGCUGCUCAGUUCAACCAUUAGCCAGGUUGAUAAGGGCAUCGCAUAUCCAAAUAUCGAUCCAGAGCUAGCUCUUGCCCUUCGGGUCUCCAUGGAAGAGGAGAGAGCAAGGCAAGAGGCUGCUGCGAAGAAGGCAGCCGAUGAGGCAGGUCAGAAAGACAAAGACGGGGAUACAGCUUCUGGCUCACAGGAGACGGCUGCUAGGACAACUGAGAAGAGCGCUGAACCAAUGGAUGAGGACAACGCGUUGCUAGAUCAGGCAAUUGCUAUGUCCGUGAGUGAUGUAAACAUGUCAGAAGCGGCGGAUGAGGACCAGGAUUUGGCUUUAGCUCUGCAGAUGUCAAUGAGUGGGGAAGAGUCGAGUGAAGCUACAGGUGCUGGAAACCUCUUGGGAGAUCAAGCUUUCAUAUCAUCGGUUCUGUCAUCGCUUCCGGGAGUGGAUCCAAAUGAUCCAGCGGUGAAAGCGCUGCUAGCAUCUCUGCCAGACGAAUCAAAGCGUAACGAGGAGGAUGAGAGUAGUAGCAAAGGGGAGGAUGAGAAGAAGUGAAGAAGGAGACGGACGUAUCAGUAUGAUGAUGGGCUCUCAAUAAAGUUGUUGUUGCCUCUUUGGGGUUUGAUAGAGAGAGAUCAUAUAGAACUGAUGAAGAACUCUUUUUAGUAAUCUCUGCCUUAUGAUAAUGUGAAGACCUUCGUCUCUCUUGGAUUUCUUUCUUUUAAAAUGGUGUUAUUAUUGUUGUACGAGUCAUCGCAACCAGCUUCCUUCUUACUUUCAUUGGGCUUUGGGUCAGUGGGCACUUAGUAAAAGCCUAUUAAUACCGAUUUUGAUAACUCAUUCUAAAACGCAUCCCAAGUCCAACAGACGAGAUGCGGAAACUUGAAAGCUUUAACCCACUAAUCCAGUAGAUAUUUCAACUACACAAUUUUUGAAUUUUCUUUUGUUAUGCUAACCAAAAUUAAAAUUCAUGAUUGAUCUAAAUUACAUUAUGUA